AUGACUCCCUCACUACAAGACGCCAAAAUCACCUUCCUGGGCGGCGGCAACAUGGCCGCCGCCAUCAUCGGCGGUCUCCUCGCCAAAAACAUCCCCAAGUCCAACAUCUACGUCUCCGAGCCCUGGGACGUGAACCGUAACAAGAUGGCCGACCUAGGCGUCAAGACCACCGCCGAUAACAAAGAAGCCGCCGCCGACGCUGAUGUCGUCAUCCUCGCUGUGAAGCCGCAGGUCGCAAAGGGUGUCUGCGAGGAGCUGAGCUCUGCGUGGGCCAAGAGGGAUAGUCUGCCUGUUGUUAUCUCUAUCGCGGCGGGUAUUACGCUGGAGAGCAUUGCGCAGUGGUUCAAGGGUGAGGCGGGUGAGGCGCCGCAUAUUGUGCGUGUUAUGCCGAACACACCUGCGCUUGUGGGCGAGGGUGCGAGUGGGCUUUAUGCGGCGGGGGAUGUUACCAAGGAGGAGAGGGAGUUGACGUCUGCGCUUUUGGGGAGUGUGAGCAAGGCUGCUGAGUGGGUUGAUAAGGAGGAGCUUCUUGACGUCGUCACUGGUAUCUCUGGCUCUGGACCCGCCUACUUCUUCGCUUUCGUUGAGCAUCUGAUCUCCAGCGGUGUCGGCCUUGGUCUCUCUGAAGAGCAGGCCACUCGUCUUGCCACACAGACCUGCCUGGGUGCCGGAAAGAUGCUUGUUGAGUCCUCUGAUGAGCCCGCUCAGCUGCGAAAGAACGUCACCAGCCCCAACGGCACUACCCAUGCUGCCCUUGUCAGCUUCGAGAACUCUGGCCUCAAGGAGAUUGUGGAUAAGGCUGUCAAGGCUGCUGCCGACCGUGCUAAGGAGCUUGGAAAGAACUAG
Messenger RNA from Fusarium tjaetaba, 846 nucleotides. Its product is annotated as pyrroline-5-carboxylate reductase. Gene Ontology annotation, molecular function: pyrroline-5-carboxylate reductase activity. Bases 1 to 846 code for a protein of 281 amino acids. NCBI's taxonomy places the organism in Eukaryota, Fungi, Ascomycota, Sordariomycetes, Hypocreales, Nectriaceae. The transcript is spliced from 2 exons. Gene Ontology annotation, biological process: L-proline biosynthetic process. The record is from RefSeq and is a predicted model, not a curated record.